Molecule: messenger RNA, 3293 nt
Organism: Linum trigynum
Lineage: Eukaryota; Viridiplantae; Streptophyta; Magnoliopsida; Malpighiales; Linaceae
Source: the annotation of a GenBank genome assembly
CCCACCAAAAGGGGGUGAGAGAGAGAGAGCCUGCCUACGCGGGCGGGCCCACGCAGUCAGGCGUCGCGGUUUUACCCGGAUCCGGGAAAACUUUCAGGAGUCGGGAGAUUUUACUCUCAGUUCUUCCUGCACUCAGUUGCAGCCCCGGUGGUUAAUUUCCUACAUUCUGUUUCGAUCCUUGCCCGUCUCUCUCACCGUCGCUGAUCUAAGCAUCACGCAGUCACUUACUUUCGGAAUCGAGGGAAGGUGACUCUCCACCGAGAACGAUUUUCGCCGCCUUCUCUUUCCCGCCCUUCCUUCCACUGUCGCCGUUCGUUUAUUCGUUUCUCUCCUAUUUUCGUCUUCGUUUUGGAGUUCCGACUGAUGUUGGGUAUGUUUUAUUCGUAAGCUGUUGAAGCUUGUAUAGUGCAAUCCUCUGCAGGUGAAGGCAAGGUUCGAAGAUGUUGUGGGUGGACAAGUACAGACCCAAAACCCUAGACAAAGUGAUCGUUCAUGAAGACAUAGCCCAAAACCUCAAGAAACUAGUAGCCGAGCAGGAUUGCCCCCAUUUGCUCUUCUAUGGCCCUUCUGGGUCUGGGAAGAAAACUCUAAUCAUGGGUUUGCUCCGUCAAAUAUAUGGCCCUGGUGUUGAAAAGGUGAAGGUGGAGAAUAGGACAUGGAAAGUCGAUGCUGGUAAUAGAACAAUUGAUCUCGAGUUGACUACAUUAUCAACUGCAAACCACGUGGAAUUAAGUCCUAGUGAUGCGGGCUUCCAGGAUAGAUAUGUUGUGCAGGAUGUUAUCAAAGAGAUGGCUCGGAAUAGGCCAAUUGACUCGAAAGGAAAGAAAACAUUCAAAGUGGUAGUGCUUAAUGAGGUUGACAAGCUUUCAAGAGAGGCCCAACAUUCUCUACGAAGAACUAUGGAGAAAUAUAGCACUUCCUGCCGGCUAAUUCUCUGCUGUAACAGUUCUUCAAAGGUUACUGAAGCUAUUCGUUCCCGUUGUCUGAAUGUUCGAAUAAAUGCUCCUGCACAGGAACAGAUUGUUAGGGUCUUGGACUUUAUCGGGAAGAAAGAAGGGCUGGAAAUUCCACCCGGAUUUACUGCUCGUAUAGCUGAAAAAUCAAAUCGAAGUUUAAGGAGAGCCAUACUCUCAUUCGAGACUUGUCGGGUUCAACAGUACCCUUUCAAAAAUAAUCAAGAAAUCUCUCCAUUGGAGUGGGAAGAGUAUGUUUCCACCAUAUCCUCUGACAUAAUGAAGGAGCAGAGUCCUAAAAGAUUGUUUGAGGUUCGAGGAAAGUUGUAUGAACUACUUGUCAACUGUAUUCCUCCUGAGAUUUUGUUGAAGAGGCUUCUAUAUGAGUUACUGAAGAAACUGGACGAUGAUUUGAAGCAUGAGGUCUGUCAUUGGGCUGCAUAUUAUGAACAUAGAAUGCGAUUGGGUCAGAAAGCCAUAUUUCAUCUCGAAGCAUUUGUGGCGAAGUUUAUGAGCAUAUACAAGUCUUUCCUGGUGUCGACAUUGAUGAUGUGAAGUUUGCGUAUGUUGUAAUUUUCACAUCCUCUCCUCACACUUAGUGCUUUCUAUCGCCAAACAUAAGGAGAUUAUCUAUGUCCUUCCUUCCUUCCUUCCAUGUGAGCUUUGUGUUUGCGUGGUUAUUUCGUUCUUUAAAACAAGUUGUGCUCCAAGUUCUCCCUCGUGUUUUGGUUAAAUCGAAAGCGUAUGUGCUUAGUCCACCAUUCUCAUGCACAGUUAUAGAGAGUGGUGAAGCAAUAUGGACUGAUACAAUGGCAAAAAUAACCGUAACCGUGGAUAUCUGUCCGAAUUCGGCCUAAUCGGGUAGGAUAAAACCCGAACGCAAAGGACAUUUACUGGCUACGUGUAAAAUCCGAACCCGAAUAUUAUGAGUAAUGGGUGGGCAUGGGUUUCUCACUAUCCAACUCGAACCCUCCCGAUUAUACAUAUGCAUAUGUAUUUUGUCUAGAAAUAAUCAUUAUUUUUCUCUAACAUAUUUUAUAUUUAGCAUAUAAAUAUAAUAUUUUCAUGAAGUUGUGUAGUUUUAAUUAAUUUUUUUCAUUCUAGUGAAUUAUUAUCAUACUUUUCCUCUUACGUAAUGUGAUAAUAUGUGUGAAUGUUAACAUAUUGGUUAGAGUUAUGAAGAGAAAUUAUUACCCAUGGAUAACCGUGGAUACCCGAAACCCGAACGAGUAUGGACAUGGUUUUGAUUUUCUACCCGUUUCACAUGUGAGUAUGAGUAUGGGUAAAACCCGAACUACUAUGGGUAGGGUAACGAAUAUACACUAUCCGUGCCCGACCUGACCCAUUGCCAUCCCUAUACAGAGCCAGAUCAAAAGCAUAUGGAUGCCAAAUUCGGGGUCGGACCGACCGUAUAUGGACAGGAUAGGGUGGUAAAAGAGGAGGAACAUAACCGGAUGAAAGCUGCGUUCUUGGAUUUGGCUUCGAUUUCUUGUGUUUAUUUUUGUUUUUGAGAUUAGAAACAAAGUUUCGUACAUUUUUCCUGGGAAUGGAUCAGGUCAGUAACCUUAUGGUGAGUAACCCGUCCACAUCAGUAUGACAUCAGCAUCCUCUCUCUCAUGAAAAACCUUUAAUUUUCCCCUUCUUAAUCUUUGACGGACGAUUUCUCACUCAUUUUAAGUCAAAUUUUAAUUUUUUUUGCACAGUUAGAUUAGAUUAAUUGUGCUCUUCAAAAUGAUAUCCACUCUGAUAUAUUUUUCGAACAAAAAAAUUAAAGUCAUUUUUUACCAGUCUAUACCUUAUGGUAUUGACUGGUAUUGAAAUAAAAGCAUACCUAUGGUUUGAAAAACGUACCAUGGUGGUAUGAACAAAUCAAGACUGUAGGAUGGUUGAAUACAUGAUAGUAGAAGCAUAUUAAUUGUCAUUUACGACUUUUAACAUUGUAUACCACAAGAUACCACCCCGUACCAGGGUGGUAUUGUAUGGUAUUGUGUGGUAUUUUUUGGUCCUGUAAUUUGUUCACCCAGAAAUUUGUAGAUCCAAUAGAUCAUGAUGAACUCGUCCCUUCUGUGCAAACGUUUUCAAAAACGAAUUAAAAACGAAGAAGAUACCAUAUUGUAUGCAGUUGGUACCGAGAGACCAGAAUUUUUUUUCUCAAAAAAUAUUGAAAAUUGAUCUCAUUUUGUAGAGCACGAUGAACUCAUUCCAUCUGUGCAAAAAAAAUUAAAAUCCGAGUUAAAACGAAAAAGAUAUGAGUCAAUUAAGAAAACUAGAAAAAAUAAAAAUGGUCUUUAAUUCUCCAUCCUUAGAUCUGGAUUUUCUAAAUAAAAGGUCCAGAUUUGG